This is a messenger RNA of Austrofundulus limnaeus, 3633 nucleotides long. RefSeq names its product paired box 2b (gene pax2b). Bases 603 to 1805 code for a protein of 400 amino acids. Gene Ontology annotation, molecular function: DNA-binding transcription factor activity, RNA polymerase II-specific; RNA polymerase II cis-regulatory region sequence-specific DNA binding. NCBI's taxonomy places the organism in Eukaryota, Metazoa, Chordata, Actinopteri, Cyprinodontiformes, Rivulidae. The record is from RefSeq and is a predicted model, not a curated record. The transcript is spliced from 10 exons. Gene Ontology annotation, biological process: anatomical structure development; regulation of transcription by RNA polymerase II.
GGCAGGGGAGGCUUGCAGCUUUUAGAAACACAGACGCACAGAGAGAGGCUUCAUUCCCAGCUCCAAAGAUCCAGCCUGACGCAUCCAGCGCGCCACAUAGAGCGGAGGAAGGGAAAACACAGCCCGACGCGUUAUGUGUGUGUUUGUGUGUGUGUGUGUUCCGCGUGUGUGUGAGCUGGUUUGUCCGCGGUGAAUUAAAAGGCCACCAGGACUGAGGAGAUACCGGGGCCCUGCACGCUGGAACCUUCAUUCCUGUAACGGAGAGGGAAAGAGAGGUGGCGUAAAAAAAAAAAAACAGGCGCGAGAAGCGGACUGAGCUGCCUUCGGUCAUGGUGCGCACCUGCCGCACAUCCGCUCCCGGACCGGACUGCUGAAUUUAGGGAGGAGGAGGAGGAGGAGGGGGGCAACUUUUUGGAGCAAGAAGUUGCCGUCAGAUCGGAGGGGAGAAGGAAGAAAGGAGGAGGGAGGAGGGGGGACACGAAAAACUAAAUCCCUCCAUCGAGUAGAGUCACCUUGUUUUUAUUUUUCUUCACAUUUCCAUCCCUCGACAGGAAGGCGAAACGGCGGCUUCAGUCGAUUAUCUCUCUUUCCUUUGCUAUCCAAUGGAUAUUCACUGCAAGGCAGACCCGUUCACAGCCAUGCACCUUGUGUCCCACGUAGGGCACGGAGGUGUAAACCAGCUCGGCGGGGUGUUUGUGAACGGCAGACCCCUCCCGGACGUGGUGAGGCAGCGGAUCGUGGAGCUGGCCCACCAGGGYGUCCGGCCCUGCGACAUCUCCAGACAGCUGCGCGUGAGCCACGGCUGCGUGAGCAAGAUCCUGGGCAGGUGGGUGAAGACUCCCCGGCGAAGAUACUACGAGACUGGUAGCAUCAAACCUGGAGUGAUUGGUGGCUCUAAACCCAAAGUGGCCACUCCAAAAGUGGUGGAAAAAAUCGCAGACUACAAGAGACAAAACCCAACCAUGUUUGCCUGGGAAAUUAGAGACMGACUGUUGGCAGAGGGCAUCUGUGACAACGACACUGUUCCCAGCGUCUCAUCCAUUAACAGGAUCAUCAGAACAAAAGUUCAGCAGCCUUUCCAUCCAUCUCCUGACGGGACAUCACUGUCAGCACCAGGCCAUACAAUUGUACCAAACACAGCGUCUCCACCUGUAACCAGCGCCUCCAACGACCCUGCGGGAUCCUACUCCAUCAAUGGGAUUUUGGGUAUUCCACGAUCCAACGGUGAAAAGAGGAAAAGAGAUGACGAUGGUUCAGAUGGUUCUGGCCCAAACAGUGAUUCUCAGGGUAGCGUGGAGAGUUUACGGAAACACCUGAGGGCAGACGCCUUUACACAGCAGCAGCUGGAAGCUUUGGACCGGGUCUUUGAGCGCCCUUCGUACCCCGACGUCUUCCCCACAUCGGAACACAUCAAACCGGAGCAGGCUAAUGAGUACUCGCUGCCUGUCCUGAAUUCCAGCCUGGACGAAGUCAAGCCCAGUUUAUCCUCUAGCGCCAACCCAGACUUGGGCCCCAGCGUGUCGCAAAGCUACGCUGUAGGCCGAGAUAUGGCCAACACAACCUUACCUGGGUACCCCCCUCACGUUCCCCCCACAGGCCAGGGCAGCUACCCAACCUCCACGCUCGCUGGAAUGGUUCCUGGGAGCGAGUUUUCGGGGAACCCCUACAGUCAUCCGCAGUACACAACUUACAACGAAGCCUGGCGAUUCAGCAAUCCAGCAUUACUAAGUUCCCCUUAUUAUUAUAGUGCCGCAUCGAGAGGCUCCGCCCCUCCCACUGCUGCCACUGCCUAUGACCGUCACUAGUUACCAUGGAAACCAAAUCAACCUGCAGGACCAUGGCCUCAGCCUCCAUAUUGCCCCGGUGUGAACGGCACGGUCCACUGGACUCUGAGCAGCAGCGCAUAUACAUGUUCCCAACACAGUCACAGAAAAAAAAUUACAAUGGAAACUUUAUAGUUUUGGGGGGAUUUAAGACGACUGCUGUUUCUGAUUGCAUUUUUCCCUUUUUUUUUUUUUUUUGACUUUUAAAGCCAAAAGAAUAAAACUCAAAAACAUCAUGAUGGACAUUGAAUGAUUAUCUUUUUUCCACCCUCAUGAUUAAACUGGAGUGGUUUUAGAAGAAUGAAAUGAAAAAGAGACCAGACAAAAAUAUCCAGGAUUUAUUUCCCCCUCCUGCAGCGUCACACUUUUAUCCAACAGUGGAUCAAUACUGUACAUUCCUCUCCUCGAUGGCUCUCAGAAGGGACGUUGUCCAGAACUCACAAUGUGUCAGCAGUUGUUUGGUAUUUUUAUUUCCAUUUUCCUUUUUUUUUUCCCUCCCAUUUGAUUCAAAUUGCAAUGCACAGAAAGGGGAGAUCAGCAGCAGGCUGUGGCAGCUGGUUUUAUCCAUUGGAGCGGGCACUGACCAAACCUUCAGCAUGAGUAAAAAACGAUUGCUUUUGAUGCCACGAGAAGAUUAGGACACGCUCUCUGUGAUACACAAUCAAGAUGUAAAAAUUUAAAAAUGAAAUAAAUAAACAUCAGUACGAGAAAAAAAAAACUAGGAGUCAUCCUAUAUCACCGUGGCUCCAUAUUUGCAAGUAAAUAUGUUCCUAAAAUGUGUUUAUUAUUUCAUUUUUAUAAUUUGGAACAACAAACUGCUCGGCUAGUGUUUGACUAGUUCUUUUGUUGUCAGGAUUUUGAAGUUAAUCAGGCAAAACCUUUGAGUGUUUAUUUUAAUUAUUGUUUUCUUUUGUUAAUUUUGCACUAAUUUUGAUGGUUUGCAACACUGGAACAUUAUUAUGCAGAAAAAAAAUGUGCAUAUUUGCCUUUUUUUUCUAACAAGAGCUGACUGUAAAUCUAGGUCUCAAUCUGAAAAGGCACUUACAGUUUUACAGUUGUAACCCAAGGUCCUUCAUGUCACUGUUUUGACGUGCACUAUCCUAUGUUAUGUUCUCACGGCUUCCGUUUAUUUCAUUAAGUCUUUGGCAUUCAAACACACACACGGAAAGGAUUUAACAGCCAUCCAAGUCAAACCUCUAUCACCGUUUGUGUAAUUCGUUAACAGAAGUGUCUAGGUUCACUCUGAUUUGUUGAUUCCAAUGAAGACAUCAAAAAGCAGGGCGACAGUUUCAGCUAAAAGCCUUAAACAUUUUCCCGGCAACUUUAGCUCCCUCAUAUGUUUCAGGCCAAGUCCUUAUUUUUAAUAAAACUGGAAUGAGAGUUUCAAGUGAAUGUAUUUGCUUUUGCCAAAGACUUAGUUCUUGUUACUGUUUAUUUACAGGCUGCCAAUAUGCAUCAUGAGCAGUAUUAUUAUUAUUAUUAUUAUUAUUAUUAUGAAUCACCCACAAUGUUCAUGAGGGGAAGUUUAUGUAUAAAUUCUAUGCAGUGCAGAGAUGGUCAUCAUAUGCAUAUUCAGCUGUAAACCUAAAGUUAGGUGGAGUUUAUUUAAUGUUUCGUUAUUUGCAAAUUGUUCCUUUUGUAGAAGCAUUUUUUGUUUGUUUGUUUGUUUGUUUGUGUGUGUGAUGUGAAGACACUUCUCUGUAAAUACAGCAAAGAAAAAAAUGUCUUUCAUGUUCAUGAAUAGUAUCACUUUCAUUAUGCUGGUAUCACUUGUACAAUAAUAAAAGUGUCUGAAAUCUUUUAUGCAAAA